UGUAGUAUAUUUACACCCCAAAGAAUGUCCAUCCAUCCAUCCUCAACCGCUUGUCCGUUAAAUGGGUCGCGGGGCCAAAGAAUGUUUAAUAAAAAAUUAUUGACCAAUGAACCCAGCAACGUCAUUUUCUUCAACAUGUGAAAACUAAAGUAAGAACCAACUUAAUAUUCAUUAAGGAUAAAUGGAUACUAAGGCAUUAUUGAGAUUUUAGCAAUCAUCUAAUGAUACUCAGUCAAACACUUGUACACCUUAUUUUAGUGUAGAUUAGUUUAUUGAUUUAUAAAGCACAUUUAAAACAACAGAUGUUGAAACCAAAGUGAUGUACAAGAAAUAUAAAACAGAAUUAAAACAAAUUAAAAGAGUUUAAAAAAAAAAUACAAAGAAAAGACCAAUGAAACAAUUGACACCCUCAAUUAAAACAUACAAAUAAGUUUUCAAGGAGGAUUUAAACACAAAAACGGAAGGGGAAGAUCUAAUGUGGAGAGGAAGACUAUUGCAAAGCCUAGGAGCAGCCAGUGAGAAAGCCUUACAGCGUGAACGAGUAACUGAGAGCAGUAAUUGACUGGAUGAUCGAAGAUGUCUUGAAGCAGUGUACGGGGUGAGAAUAUCACAAAUAUACUGUGGAGCAAGUCCAUGCAAAGCUUUAAAACCAAAAAAGCAACAUUUUUUAAUCAACACGGAACUUGACCCUUAACCAGUGAAGAGAAGCGAGCACAGGUGUAAUGUGCUCAUGUUUUUUAGUGCCAGUUAGUAAUCUGGCUGCUGCAUUUUGUACCAAUUGUAUCAAACGAUCAAUAGUUGUUCUGGGCAAACCCAGAUAGAGCGAAUUACAAUUGUCCAACCUAGUUGUUAUAAAUGCAUGAAUAACAGUUUCGAGGUCCUUCUUGGAGAGCAUCAUCUUGAUUUUAUCGAUAGAUCUUAACUGAAAGAAGCUGCUUUUUACCACAGCACUAAUCUGCUUAUCAAAGCACAGUGUAGAGUCAAAAAUGACACCCAGGUUUUUGACACAGUCGCGCACAUUAGAAGAAACUUUGGAAGUUUGUUUUGUCUGAAUCAAUAAUGACACCGAAGUGAUUAUUUUUUAGUAGCAUUAACUCUUCUCAAUGGGCAAAUAAAAACCCACUCGACAAGUCCACCUUUUAAACAAUUGUGUAUGUUCAUAUUUGUAUAUUGGUGAGCUAAUACACAAUACACUUGGCCUGCUGUCUUGCAGUGUCAGUUAGGUGUUGUAAAGCUAAUUGCCUGUUUCUCAGUAUAAAACACUGCGUCUGCAGCUGUAAUUGCUUGCUUGACUUUUGGGCAACUGGUGUAAACAAAUGUGACAGAAGAGAUUUUUUUUCCAAUUACAAAAUAUGUCUGUUUGUGGGGAAAGGCGGUGGAAAACUGUGCAUUAGGAUAAAACAAUGCAUUUUUGCAAUUCAUGCAAAGAAAAACAAAUAUCUGUUUGUCUGAACCUGAUUAUCUGAAAUAAAUGUAACAAGCUUGUUUUUUUUUUUUGUUUUGUUUUGUUUUUACUGAGUGUACUUGUUUACAUUUUACAUUAAGCUUCAUUAUAACCAUCUGGAAAACUUUAGCAACCCCUCUGCACGGUUUUCCUUUCUCCAGGUAAUGGUUUUAAUGGUUAGCAGCUGAUGGUUUGUGAUGGUAUUUGUAGUGGAAACCAUUUGAAUUUCUGUAAUGGUUUCUAUUGUGUGUUUUUUUUUGUUUGUUUGUUUGUUGUCAGCAGGGAUGUGUUGAGGAUUUUGUUUUAUUAAUGGCAGGAAAGCUUAAAAAGAUAGUUCAUCAAAGCUUCUUUGGAUACUUUUACCCUAAAAGUAUAGGGAAUACAUUUAUUUUAUGUGUGUUUCUUGUUAUUAUUAUUAUUAUUAUUAUUAUUAUUAUUAUUUGCUGUUAAUUUGAUUGUUUUGCUAAACAUUUGUCUGUUAUUAUUUCAUUCAAUUCAAUUUUAUUUGUAUAGCGCUUUUAACAAUGGACAUUGUCUCAAAGCAGCUUUACAGAAACAGAUAAACACAGGAUACAGAUUUUAAGCGCGUGAAUUUAUCCCUAUUGAGCGAGCUGGUGGAGACGGUGGUGAGGAAAAACUCCCUAAGAUGAUAUGAGGAAGAAACCUUGAGAGGAACCAGACUCAGAAGGGAACCCGUCCUCAUCUGGGUAACAACGGAUUGUGUGAAAGUAAAAUAAAGUUCAUUAUGGUUUUUAUAUGGUUUUACUGUUCACUAAAGGAGAUCUGAGUGUGGUAAUUGCAGUCCUAAGGCAAUAGUAGCAACCGUAGUCCCAGCACCACAGCACAACUGUCCAUGUGAAAUUGAGGUCCAAAACCAUUUCCAUGGUACUUCAAGCUAUCUCAGCCAUCCACAGCCAUCCUCAGCCAUCUCCAGGCUGCACUGCUUGGGGUUGUCCUCAGUAGCAGAAUGUAGCCUCCAGUUGAGAACUCCAUCCAUUUAUUAUUUCAUUACACAAUUACAAAUUUUACAGGUGAAUUCUACAUUUUUGGUAAAAACGUUAGCAUACAGUACAUUUUCUCCAGGUUCUGCCACCAGGUGCAACUUUCCGUGCUGCUCGUCAUUUGCAGACUGCACACGCGCAACCCGCCGCGCACGCGCAUUUCCGCUUAAAGCGUCUAUUUUUGACAGCGCCGGGUUUUCUCAGUACACACUGGUCUGCUCUCCUCCUCCUCCUCCUCCUGUAACGGUGAAGAAGGUGGAGAAGAGGACUUCACCGCUUCGUGCGCUCUGGAUAGUGUGGACAUAAAUAGCUAAAUAUGGCAAAAGACGGAAAGGCUGGAGAUAUCAGAAUAAACCGAUAAACACGCCCGUCUCAUUCAUAUUAUUCUGAUAAUGAUGGGUUUAUUAUUAUUGUUAUUAUUAUUCGUUUUAGAUUAGCCUUUUUUUUGCUGCAUGAGGAGCAGAAAGCGGUUCAUAAAUUGAACAUGAAGUUCAAAUCUUAUACAGGGGAUGAGAAGACACGACUUGAUUUGAGCUCUGCCAGGAAGAUGCGCAUGUGAUGAUCGGGCUUCAGUGCGGAUGAUGUGGAGAGUGUUGCUGUAUUAGAGAAGAGGAGAGAGAGAAAGAGAGAGAGAGAGAGAAUGUGUUGUGAUGCUCCGUGAUCCUCCUACUCUUGUCUUCUCAACACCUGGAUUACGAGCGGAAUAAAACAGUCUAUGAAUUAAUCCAAUGGACAAUUACUCGACGAUUCAGUUGCAGUGUCUGGAGAUGACUACCAAGAGGAAGCUCAUCGGGCGCCUGGUGCCAUGCCGAUGCUUCCGUGGGGAGGAGGAGGUCAUCUCCGUGCUGGAUUACUCACACUGCAGCCUGCAGCAGGUGCCCAAGGAGAUCUUCAGCUUCGAGCGUACUCUGGAGGAGCUCUACCUAGACGCUAACCAAAUCGAAGAGCUUCCCAAGCAACUCUUCAACUGUCAAGCCCUGCGAAAAUUGAGUAUUCCUGAUAACGACCUUUCAACCCUGCCAACCACCAUCGCUAGCCUUGUAAACCUGAAGGAAUUAGAUAUAAGUAAAAAUGGCAUUCAAGAAUUUCCCGACAAUAUCAAGUGCUGUAAAUGUUUAUCAGUUGUAGAGGCCAGUGUAAAUCCCAUAACCAAACUCCCAGAUGGCUUCACUCAGCUCCUCAAUCUGACACAGCUCUUCUUAAAUGAUGCCUUCCUUGAGUACCUACCCGCCAAUUUUGGAAGAUUGUCUAAAUUACGCAUCCUGGAGCUUCGAGAGAAUCACUUGAAAACCAUGCCAAAGUCAAUUCACAGGCUGUCACAGCUGGAGCGAUUAGACUUGGGAAGCAAUGAAUUCACUGAGCUGCCAGAAGUUCUGGAGCAGAUUCAUAACCUAAAAGAGCUGUGGCUGGACAACAAUUCAUUACAGACAAUACCAGGGUCUGUAGGAAAACUGAGGCAGUUGCGCUAUCUUGACUUGGCCAAGAACAGGAUCGAGAGUCUUGAUGCAGACAUCUCUGGGUGCGAGUCUCUAGAGGACCUCCUGCUCUCGUCUAACAUGCUGCAGCAGCUGCCUGAUACGAUAGGAAUGUUGAAAAAGUUAACAACAUUAAAAGUUGAUGACAACCAGCUCACCUCACUGCCUAACACCAUCGGAAGUUUAUCGCUCUUAGAGGAGUUUGACUGUAGCUGUAAUGAACUGGAGUCUUUGCCCCCAACCAUUGGCUACCUGCACAAUCUCCGGACCUUUGCGGCCGAUGAGAACUUCCUGACGGAGUUGCCCAGAGAGAUUGGAAACUGCAAGAAUGUCACGGUUAUGUCCUUGCGCUCCAAUAAGCUGGAAUUUCUGCCUGAUGAAAUUGGACAGAUGACGAAGCUGCGUGUUCUCAAUCUCAGUGACAAUAGAUUGAAGAAUCUUCCCUACACUUUCACUAAACUGAAAGAUUUGGCUGCACUCUGGCUAUCUGACAAUCAGUCCAAAGCCCUUAUCCCCCUGCAAACAGAAGCUCAUCCUGAGACCAAACAGAGGGUGCUUACAAACUACAUGUUUCCCCAGCAACCACGGCAUGAUGAAGAUUACCAGUCAGACACCGACAGCUUCAACCCCGCUCUCUGGGAGGAACAGAGGCAGCAGAGGAUGACUGUGGCGUUUGACUUUGAGGACAAGAAAGAGGAGGAGGACAACUCUGCAAAAGUCAAGGUUGAGAUUAAUCUGAAACGAUAUCCCACCCCUUACCCAGAGGACCUGAAGAACAUGGUGAAGUCAGUGCAGAACAUGGUGGGGAAAUCCACUCACCCUCUGAGCACAGAUAAAUGUUCCUCAGGCACCAACAUGGAGCUCCAUAGCACAGAUGCAUAUGAGCCCAAAUGGCCCAUGGCACCCAAGGAGGUGACCGAGAGGGAUGUUCAAGAAUUCUCCAAGCCUCCUCUACCAGAGCAAGGUGUCAUCAUGAAUUCGGCAAUUGACAUCCCAAAGCGGAAGGACAAGGAGGAUCUAAAUGAAAGCUCUGAGAUUGCUUUACAUCGCAUCGUUCCCAAGCCUCAACAGCCAGAGAAUACAAGCUUGGCCCUUACUUCCUCUUCCUGUUUCUGCCUCAUAGAUUCCAUGGGAGGUUCACCUAAUGAUAUCCGGAUUUCUGACAUGAGACCAACUCUGGUGGAACCCCCUAUGUACAAGCCAAAGGUUGUAUUGCUGGGAAAAGAUAAAAAAGAAUCCAUCGAUGACUCAGACCCAGACAAAAUGCACUGCAUGAACAACAGUGGAUCAUCAGCCACCUACUCAGACUACUCCCCCUCGCAGGGCUCUUCUGGAUCCUCCAACCCUCCUGGCAAUGUCAGCUCCAUGCAGAGUGCUGCCAAAGAGGGUCCAUCACAGACCCACUGGACUAACAGACUUGCUCAGUCUUUCCCAAAGCCCAUAGAAACAAAGCCUCUGCUCAGCCACAGAGAGACGCCCCCCUCCAGUACCCUGCAGCAACGGGGUGAGAGACGGCCACUCAGUGACACCUUCGACAGCUGGAAUGAUGCUCCCCACUAUGACAAUACUGGGUUUGUAGCAGAGGAGACGCCAGUUGAUACUCCCAGCGGCAGUAGUGGGAACCCCAUGCUAGGCACAAAGCCUCGUAGUGCUUCAGCAGCACAUGGGCGACGGCCUCUCAUGAGACAGGACCGCAUCAUGGGGGUCCCAUUAGAGUUGGAGCAGACACCACACUCUUUCCGUACAAAUCCUGAUGCUGAAGUGCCUCCUCCCCCUCCCUCAAACCCCUGGCAGAAUUGGACGAGGACUCCCAGCCCAUUUGAAGAUCGUACAGCGUUCCCCUCCAAACUGGAAAUUACCCCAGCAAACAGCCCCAACCCUGAUCGCAAAGACUUUGAGCAGGAGAUGGGUGAACUACCUGGCACUUUCCCCUCUUCAGGAGCCUGGGGAUUCCUGGACUCCAGAAACUCAGGGACAGGGCAAGGUCAGCCUAAUGUCUUUGCACAUGUUCAAGGUCGUAAUGAACCAAAUAAGGGCAACACCAUGGUCAUGAGCAAGAGCUCUGAGAGAAUUUCACCAAUGAUGAAGGAGGUAAAGUCAAAAUUUAAGAAGUCCCAGAGCAUAGAUGAAAUUGAUAUCGGAUCAUACAAGGUGUACAGUAUUCCCUUGGACCAUUACAGCUCUAGCAUAGAGAAUCAGGGUAGUGUGGACAGAGCGGACCUCCCAGGACCUCUCGAACAGAGCAUGUCCAGGAGCCAGUCUGCUCCCAUGCUGGAUGAUGAUCUUGACAGCUUCUGCACAAAUAAAUCUCAGCAGCAGAAACCUGCUAUCCCAAAAAAGGUUUAUCAAUUUGACCAAAGUUUUAACCCUCAAGGAGCUAUGGAUGUGAUGAAAGCAGAACGGAGGGUCCCUCCACCAUUUCCCAAUACGCCUGAAUAUGUGAAUCAACCAGGCAAGACACUGCCAAAGGAGCUUAUUAGCCCCCGAGGCUACCGGGGCUAUCAACCAAUGGAGCAAAUGUUCUUUUCGCAGCCACCUGUCACUAAUGAUGCAGUUCCUCAACAGUUUCCCGCCCAGCCUCAACGGUCCCGUCCAGGUUUCCUGCGACGGGCUGAUUCCCUGGUAAGUUCUACAGAGAUGGCAUUGUUCCGCAGGGUAGCAGAAGCCCAGGAGCACCAAAUGGCAGAGCAUUACAACAGACCCCAACAGCUUAAAGCCAUGAUGGAUGCACAGAAUAACUUGUCCACCAUGGCAGAUUCACAGUUCCACAAAAGGAAUGGUAGGUAUGAAGAGGAAUACUCAUCUUAUCAAGAACCUAAAAAGCCUAUUAUGGGAUACCCCACAAAGAGUCUGACACAGCGACGCCCACUGUCUGCACGGAGCUACAGUACAGAGACUUAUGGGGCAUCACAAGCUCGACCAGUGUCUGCGCGCCCCACCAUGGCUGCCCUGCUAGAGAAAUUGCCUUCAGAUUAUAAUAUAAGUACAUGCACUGAGAAGAGCCCUGACACUGACAUGAAGAUGAGGCCUGUUCCACAGAAACCAGAGGACAUGACCUCCAAAAUGCCAGUGGACUGGAGACAACAGCUCCUAAGGCACAUAGAGGCAAAACGGCUAGACCGGAGCGCUGUCCUUAAGCACAACACAGUAAACUUCGGCAUGCUGUACUCUGGAGGCUAUGCUGCACCGCAUGCCAGCAGAAGCAUGACAAUAAACUUUUACAAUAACACAAAGCAUGAAAACCAAACAACUCAGUGGCUACCUCUACCAAAUACUCCAUCGCAACAGAGCAAUAUUUUAGAUAACGGUCAAGAGGUGGUCUCUCCCACCACACAGUGGGCCCCCUACUCAUUAGGACGAAGAGAUGUACCUCCUGACAACACCAUCAUCAAAAAGGCUGUGGUCCAUCAUUCUCACCAACAGCAGGGCAUCAUGGGAAGCGGAGCCACAGCACCACACCGAGGAGGACACCAGCAGUACGAGGGAGCCAUCAAUAAGGUGUCCAUCCAGCAGUACCAGUCACCUCUGGCGCCGACCACCAGCCCCCGACCACAGAGUGCCCGCUGCUUCAUCCAGACUAAAGGCCAGAAAAGCAUGGACGGCUUUCCAGAACAGUUCUGUGUUCGGAUUGAGAAAAACCCAGGCCUCGGUUUCAGCAUCUCAGGGGGAAUCAGUGGGCAGGGGAACCCCUUCAAACCCUCAGACAUGGGUAUCUUUGUUACUAGGGUACAGCCUGAUGGACCCGCCUCCAAUGUUCUUCGACCGGGGGACAAAAUUCUGAAGGCCAACGGACAUAGUUUUUUACACAUCGAACACCAAAUGGCAGUGUCUCUACUGAAGAGUUUCCCGAAAGCUGUGGACUUGGUCAUUUUAAGGGAGAGCACAAUGUAAAUAAUUUUGUAACGCUGACUUCUUGCUCAAAAGGAACACAGGACCUUGUACAUCAAGUUUUUAUCUAGGAACAAUUUUGCCAAU
Ictalurus furcatus (blue catfish) is the source of this 7895-nucleotide messenger RNA. It is a transcript of the gene lrrc7, whose product is annotated as leucine rich repeat containing 7. Gene Ontology annotation, molecular function: protein binding. Gene Ontology annotation, biological process: neurotransmitter receptor transport postsynaptic membrane to endosome; neurotransmitter receptor transport, endosome to postsynaptic membrane. The record is from RefSeq and is a predicted model, not a curated record. NCBI's taxonomy places the organism in Eukaryota, Metazoa, Chordata, Actinopteri, Siluriformes, Ictaluridae. Bases 3174 to 7811 code for a protein of 1545 amino acids. Gene Ontology annotation, cellular component: postsynaptic density; postsynaptic membrane; adherens junction. The transcript has 27 exons.